Penicillium brasilianum is the source of this 717-nucleotide messenger RNA. NCBI's taxonomy places the organism in Eukaryota, Fungi, Ascomycota, Eurotiomycetes, Eurotiales, Aspergillaceae. The record is from the annotation of a GenBank genome assembly.
AUGUCGGCGAAGAGAAAGUCAUCCGCCAUGAGCACACCGGCUCACAGUGCCUCCAGGAGAACGAGAUCACGAAUGCAAUCUGCCGCAGAGUCUGUUGCUGAGUCCGUCGCAGAAUCUGGUGCUGAGUCUGGUGCUGAAUCUGUUGCCGAGACUCGCGUAGAGUCUGCUUCAGAGUCUCCCUUGAAAGAAGAGAUUAAUGUUGAUGAUCUCGAUCUCGACGUAUCCUAUGUGGGCAAAAUCAAGCUGCCGGACCCGCCUGAGCGACCCAAGCGGAAGAGAUGGACUCAUAAGGGCGCUGAGCCAAUUAUGCAGAUGCAGGAUGUCCCUCAAGGGUGGAACACCGAAGAACCAGAUCUGGAUCCCGAUGAUGUUGAUGCUCUAAUAGCUCGGUGCAAGGAGCGGAUCAAUGUAGAUAGGAUCUUGCCAUACAUGUUCAAAGGCAAGCUUGCCAGGCUUGAGAAAGAAAAGAACAGAAGAGAAAACUUGAUGGCAAAUUACCCAGGCCUGAGCUGGAACGUCGUCAAGCGGAUUGUCCAGCUGGAAGGCGCCGUGAAAUAUCUCGAAAAACGUCAUCUUGAAGGCCGGAAAGGUGAAUACGAAAGGCUUCAAACCGCGCUGGCAAUCCAAGAGGCAUACCGGGUGGGAGACCUCGGAUUGCACGCAGGACUUGUGACAUACUGGGCUGAGGGAAGGAGACUGUCCGAGCCAAGACCCUGA